Messenger RNA from Propithecus coquereli (Coquerel's sifaka), 396 nucleotides. RefSeq names its product chromosome unknown open reading frame, human C4orf26 (gene ODAPH). Lineage: Eukaryota; Metazoa; Chordata; Mammalia; Primates; Indriidae. Gene Ontology annotation, biological process: positive regulation of enamel mineralization. The transcript is spliced from 2 exons. Bases 1 to 396 code for a protein of 131 amino acids. The record is from RefSeq and is a predicted model, not a curated record.
AUGGCUCGCAGACUCCGCUUCUCCUCCUGGGCACUGGUCUGCUGGCUGCUGGCGACCGUGGCGGAAGGACAGGAGGCAUUCACCCCUCCCGGAGGCUCACAGAAUAACGCCGACCCCACGGACUGCCAGAUCUUCACACUCACCCCUCCGCCCGUCACGCGGAGUCCGGUGACAAGAGUCCAGCCCAUCACAAGGACACCCAAGCCUCCCUUCCGUGUUUUCCCACCGAGAAGACCCAGAAUCUACUUCAGGUUUCCAAUCAGACCUUUCUUUCCUCCAAAGUGCAACCACCGUUUCCAGUUCCAGCCAUUUUACUGGCCACGUGGCCACCUUCCUCCUCACAGAUAUGUCCCCAGAAGGACACUCCGAAGACGAAGCUCAUCUGAGGAAAGCUGA